CCCUUCCAAAGUGAAAGACAUUUCCCAAAUAUUUCUUUAUUCGAUUUUUUAAAUCCUCGUGUCUAAAAUUCUACCCUCGCUUCCUUUUCUUCUUCUGUUUUUUUUUUUUUUUCCUUAUAUAUUCUGUCCGUCUACCCGCAUUCUUCUCACUUCCAGCUCAGUCUAACGCGGUGUUUGGAAGAAAUCUCGCGAUUACAAAACCCUGGGAGUUUUUUCUCCUCCUAUCUGGCUCUGGACAGCUGGAGAUUGGAAUAUUGGAGCCAUCUGAAUAUAUCUGCCAUUGAUUUUUUGCAGAGGAAAUGCCAAAGAAGUUCUGGAGAUUUAGGGUUUUGUCGCAUGAGGUUGAAACCAAUCUUUAUAAAUAGAUCGUGUUCUGUUUUAUCUGUUUUUACAGUGAUUGUUGUGUAGAUUUUCGGUUCAUCGAGAUUGUGAUCUCGUUUUGUGCUGAGAAAAUGCCAUCGGAAUCAGUUCUGGCUAUUUCUUGAAAUAUAGAGAUUUUGAAAAAAAAAAACUUUUGAGGAAUGUGGUGAGGGAGAAAGAAGAGAAAGGUAUGGAUAGUAAAAUACAAGAUCGGGAUGGAAUGAGUGAGAAUUCAACGAAUCCGGUCGUCUUGGAGACAGCUAUUGAGGUAAAAUCUGCUGAAAGCGGUGAAGAUGGGGUUCCGAAAGAAAUCGGUGAGAAUUCAUCGAUUCCGGCCACGCAUGAGACUGUGAUCGAGGUUAGAUCUGCAGAAAGCAGAUGUGUUGCCAGCAGAGAUGGAGAUUCAAAGGCUAAGAUUGAUUUGUUGGAAGGGAGUAAGGUCGAGAAUGUGAAAGCGAGUGUUCUUGAUACAGAGAAGGACACUUGCGUAGUUGUCGAUGUCAAAUGCAGCGAGGGUGGGUUGGUUAACGGCAAUUGUGACGCGGAGAAGGUCUGCAGGAUCUGUCACUUGAGUUCCGAGUGCCGUUCAGACGGUUGGGACUUGAUCCAGCUUGGCUGCAGUUGUAAAGGUGAACUGGGUAUGGCGCAUCGCCACUGUGCCGUGGCCUGGUUUAAGACAAAAGGCAACCGGUGCUGUGAAAUUUGCGGUGAGGUUGCCAAAAAUGUAACUGGGUUGGAAGAUGACAAGUUCAUGGAGGACUGGAAUGACAGGAGGACAUCAAGCAUUGGCAGCAGCAGCUCGAGAGAGAGAGGUAGAUGUUGGCGGGGUCAGCCUUUCUGUAAUUUCUUGAUGGCAUGCCUGGUUGUUGCCUUCAUACUUCCAUGGUUUUUCCGGGCAAACAUGUUUUGAGAGGAGCACGUCAGUGAGAGAUGUGCUAUGACAAGCAUGGCACUGUGCACAUGCACGUGUCGGCAUGUAUUGUAUGAUAUGCACAUCCCACCAUGCACAGUAGCAGUGUGCUCCUAAGUUUGGGUUUGUGCCCUCUCAGGUUUUAGGAAUUGAGCUUUUGGGUCCUUAACCAUUGGUUACUGUCCAAAAGAAAAAGAAAAGAAAAGAAUAAAAAAAAGGAAGGAGAAAAGAGGGGGAGCUAGGCCUGUUACUAUGCAGUAAUAUACACGAGGCCACGUGUGACUACAUUAUACUAGAAUUGUUUUAGGAUCCACCUUUCAGAUAAAAAUAUUGGAUUGAAGUUGGUAUACUUGAAUGGGAUUCUUGGGUUGUGAUAACAAUGCUUUUAAUCUCUUGAUUUGUAAAAUCUAUGGGAACUUGAGGGAGCCCGAUUGUACAUGGGAAUUCAGUGGUCUGUUUGAACAAGGUUUUCUAUAUAUUGCUAUCUUUGAUUUAAAUGAAAUGGUGUGUAGCUAUUCAAAGGUUGCUGGACAGUAUCCUUUGGUUUCUGGGUAA
Molecule: messenger RNA, 1825 nt
Organism: Magnolia sinica
Lineage: Eukaryota; Viridiplantae; Streptophyta; Magnoliopsida; Magnoliales; Magnoliaceae
Exons: 2
Coding region: 551-1270 (239 amino acids)
Molecular function (GO): zinc ion binding
Source: RefSeq, a predicted model, not a curated record